Messenger RNA from Mesoplodon densirostris (Blainville's beaked whale), 1691 nucleotides. RefSeq names its product lysine acetyltransferase 8 (gene KAT8). Lineage: Eukaryota; Metazoa; Chordata; Mammalia; Artiodactyla; Ziphiidae. Gene Ontology annotation, biological process: regulation of DNA-templated transcription. Gene Ontology annotation, molecular function: histone acetyltransferase activity. The coding region runs from base 9 to 1385 and encodes 458 amino acids. The transcript has 11 exons. The record is from RefSeq and is a predicted model, not a curated record.
CUACAGCGAUGGCGGCACAGGGAGCAGCCGCGGCGAUUGCGGCGGCGACUUCAGGGGUCGCGGGGGAGGGCGAGCCCGGGCCCGGCGAGAAUGUGGCGGUCGAGGGGACCUCCCCGUCCCCGGGCCGCGUCUCUCCGCCGACCCCGGCGCGUGGCGAGCCAGAAGUCACCGUGGAGAUCGGAGAAACGUACCUGUGCCGGCGGCCGGAUAGCACCUGGCAUUCUGCUGAAGUGAUCCAGUCUCGAGUGAACGAUCAGGAGGGCCGAGAGGAAUUCUAUGUACACUAUGUGGGCUUUAACCGGCGACUGGACGAAUGGGUAGACAAGAACCGGCUGGCGUUGACCAAGACAGUGAAGGAUGCCGUGCAGAAGAACUCAGAGAAGUACCUCAGCGAGCUGGCCGAGCAGCCUGAGCGAAAGAUCACUCGCAACCAAAAGCGCAAGCAUGACGAGAUCAACCACGUGCAGAAGACCUAUGCAGAGAUGGACCCCACAACAGCAGCCUUGGAGAAGGAACAUGAGGCAAUCACCAAGGUGAAGUAUGUGGACAAGAUCCACAUCGGGAACUACGAAAUCGACGCCUGGUACUUCUCCCCGUUCCCUGAAGACUAUGGGAAACAGCCCAAGCUCUGGCUCUGCGAGUACUGCCUCAAGUACAUGAAAUACGAGAAGAGCUACCGCUUCCACUUGGGCCAGUGCCAGUGGCGGCAGCCCCCGGGGAAGGAGAUCUACCGCAAGAGCAACAUCUCUGUGUACGAGGUGGACGGCAAAGACCACAAGAUUUACUGUCAGAACCUGUGUCUGCUGGCCAAGCUUUUCCUGGACCACAAGACAUUGUACUUCGACGUGGAGCCAUUCGUCUUUUACAUUUUGACCGAGGUGGACAGGCAGGGAGCCCACAUCGUCGGCUAUUUCUCGAAGGAAAAGGAGUCACCAGAUGGGAACAACGUGGCCUGCAUCCUGACCCUGCCCCCCUACCAGCGCCGUGGCUAUGGAAAGUUCCUCAUUGCUUUCAGUUAUGAGCUGUCCAAGCUGGAGAGCACAGUAGGCUCCCCUGAGAAGCCACUGUCUGACCUGGGCAAGCUCAGCUACCGCAGCUACUGGUCCUGGGUCCUUCUGGAGAUCCUGCGAGACUUCCGGGGCACACUGUCCAUCAAGGACCUUAGCCAGAUGACGAGCAUCACCCAGAAUGACAUCAUCAGCACCCUCCAGUCCCUCAACAUGGUCAAGUACUGGAAGGGCCAGCAUGUGAUCUGUGUCACACCCAAGCUGGUGGAGGAACACCUCAAAAGUGCCCAGUAUAAGAAACCACCCAUAACAGUGGACUCUGUCUGCCUCAAGUGGGCACCCCCCAAGCACAAGCAAGUCAAACUCUCCAAGAAGUGAGUGUCCUGUGCCCCUGCUGCUGGACCUGUGCCUCCUUGCACCCCAGCCUGUAAAUAUGUACAGACCUGUUUCGUCAUUUUGUUGUUGUUGUUACGCGGGCCUCUCAUUGUUGGGGCCCCUCCCGUUGCGGAGCACAGGCUCCGGACGCGCAGGCUCAGCGGCCAUGGCUCACGGGCCUAGCUGCUCCACGGCAUGUGGGAUCUUCCCGGACCGGGGCAUGAACCCGUGUCCCCUGCAUUGGCAGGCGGACUCUCAACCACUGCGCCACCAGGGAAGCCCUCGUCAUUUUUUUAAUAAAGUAAGUUC